AUGCGUUUUCAGAAACUAGGCACGGAAGAGGCGACCACAAAACUUCUAAAAAAGAUUGACCCCAUUUUCAAAACAAGGGUUAGUUUCGCUGGAUCCGCAAGCAGGAUCAGAAUGUGGUUAGUGGUGCCCGUACGAUAUCGACCAUCUCUCAUGAGUCGAGCUCGACUCUCUCGGGUUCGCGAAAAUCCAAACAGAAACCAAGUUACGUUGAAACCAAUGUGCUCCGUCUAUGCUAUGUCGUUCAGUUGUAUCACUCUUUCGGCGCGUAACUGCCAUGUCCCCAGGAAGAAGUACGAGGACUGGGAUACUGCCAGGUUGCCCAAGUCUAGACAGGGAAAGUCGAGAGGCAAAGGUCGGGUUCGAACCUCUGCCAGACCUUCCGUUGAAACAGCUCUACAACUGAUUGCCACAAGUCGUAAGCAGAAAAACAGAGCUGCAGCACUACGAAACAAACAAACAAUGACCGGAUCAAAUUACUUUCAGGAAAGGAAAAAGGCCGGGACUCGCCAGAUUUGCGUGGUAACUGGUCACUCGUAUACAUAUGCACAAACGGAUAGCGCCGGGUAUACACAGCAUAUUAGGCGGAAUUCCACAUGGAUCCCGCUUUACCGCUCGUAUUUAGGUGCUGAUACGGCCGAUAAGCCUAUCCCGUACAGGACUGGCCAAAAGUUUGGGACGCUUGCCGGUCCGGUAUCAAGCUGA
Molecule: messenger RNA, 702 nt
Organism: Opisthorchis viverrini
Lineage: Eukaryota; Metazoa; Platyhelminthes; Trematoda; Opisthorchiida; Opisthorchiidae
Exons: 4
Coding region: 1-702 (233 amino acids)
Source: RefSeq, a predicted model, not a curated record